Molecule: messenger RNA, 1638 nt
Organism: Formica exsecta
Lineage: Eukaryota; Metazoa; Arthropoda; Insecta; Hymenoptera; Formicidae
Product: cancer-related nucleoside-triphosphatase homolog
Exons: 4
Coding region: 83-664 (193 amino acids)
Molecular function (GO): ATP hydrolysis activity
Source: RefSeq, a predicted model, not a curated record
UAUCGGCGAUUAUUAGUGCAUACUUCCGUAUCUCCGCACGUACACACGAUCGGCAAAUUCCGACGUAAACACGCGGCGAAUUAUGGAAACUGACGGCGCCUCGCGGACAUUACAUGUACUACUCACGGGCCCGCCAGGUAUAGGUAAAACUACAGUGUGCAAAAAGGUCGCAUCUACCUUGGAGAAGAGCAAGAAUUUUGACGGAUUUUACACGGAGGAAGUGCGAGAUCGUAGCGGCUCCAGGAUUGGUUUUGACAUCGUGCGAGUACGAGAUCCUGAAAGAAGAUUGUCCUUGGCACGAUUAAAAAAUUUAACGGACGGUCGGCAGGCUUUUGAGCAUCAAGUGGGAAACUACCGGGUCUUCCUGGAUAACUUCGAGGCAGUGGCGCUUCCAGUAAUGGAUUUGAAUACUGAUAUAUUAUUCGUUGACGAGAUUGGCAAGAUGGAGUUAUUUAGCAAAGACUUCAAGGAGAAAGUAACCGACAUAUUGUUGGGUUCCUCUAAGAGAGCUUUCGUGAUUGGGACUAUUCCGCAGAUGCACAAAGUGCCGCGACAGCACGCGGCAUUGUUUGAAAAUUUACAUGCAGACGAGAGAAUUAAGAUUCUAAACGUGUCUCGCGAAAAUCGGAAUAAUUUACCGGAGGAAAUUAUUCGUUUUUUAUAAACACAUCUCGAUUAAUGCACUCGUAAUUUAUUGUGUCGUCAUCUCAUAUGUAAAUGCAUAAAAUAAAAUAUCGAUUUUUAUAUGUACAUUAUAAACAUCAUUUAUUGUUAACAAAAAACAAAAUGUGUUAGAUGAAAUCCAUCCAAUCACAAUAGAUUUGUAAAAAAUUGUCACUAAUAACAUGACAAGUUGUGCGAUUGGAUGGAAUAUUGUACUACAUAAUUAUGCUAACUUGCAUAUGCAUUUAUAUAUAUUUUCAUAAUAAUUAUAUUUAAAUUCCACCAUGAUCAUUAAAGAAUCAAUUAAAAGUAUCGUGAUAUAUGAGUCUGUAUUUAUAUAAAUAAUAGAUCAUAAGUUAAAACCUUAUAUGUGUUGCUGUGUGGAAAGAUAUUGGGGGAAUUAACAUUUUUUGCUCUCUAUUUAUAUGGUGCAUGCGCUCGCGGAUAUCUUUAACGAGCAAGGUGGUCCUAUCAAUUGAGGGUACAAAAUAGAAACGUUCCCUUUUCGCGUUAUUUUAUUACAAACGAACACAAAUCACUGUUUAGUGUUUUAAGUGAGCCAUCGGUUUUACUUAUCGUAGAUAAGAUCACUUUCUUUUCAUCUAUAAUCUAUUAUCACAGAUAAGAAAACCGAAGUAGAUUUGUUUGCGUUUCCUAAAAAAAUAAGCAAACCUUUCUUACUUUUGUACCCAUCAAUAUUAUGCAUUCUCAUUGCAUUUUAUAAUACAGAAAAAAUUCUUUCUGUAAUCUCCUAGAAAGAAUUAUUGUUGUGGAGAAGCACCUAACGUAUCUCUUACCUUCUCCAUUUCGGUAUCAAAUAUAUUACGCACACUUUGAUUGGGCUACUUAUAUCUCAGUUAUUUUAUUUUCAUUUAUCAAUAAUACCUAGAGGUUGUUCCACUAGCACAUGAACUUUAGUAAAGAAUUGGCAUAAGCCAUCGGCCUUACAUUAGGAUGAGGCUGUAACAAAACAAA